Molecule: messenger RNA, 8654 nt
Organism: Hippopotamus amphibius kiboko
Lineage: Eukaryota; Metazoa; Chordata; Mammalia; Artiodactyla; Hippopotamidae
Product: chondroitin sulfate proteoglycan 4-like
Exons: 11
Coding region: 471-7265 (2264 amino acids)
Source: RefSeq, a predicted model, not a curated record
CUGGAUCAGCCUGGCCUUCCAACCCCGGGCACGAGCUACACCGCCGGCUCUCUCCUGGGUCGGAGCGAGCCCAGGGUGCGGCCCUCCUCUGUGCGAACACUCACGUUCCUUGUGGAGAGACUUUCCAUUUGUUUGGAUUUGAACCAUCUUUUUAUGGUGAAAGCUAUGUGGAACUCAACGUCAUAGAAGUUUCCUCUGAGUUAUCUCUUCAAUUAAAAUUUCAAACCAGCAAACCACAGGGAUUACUUUUUCUUGCAGCUGGGAAAAACGACUACUGUAUAAUAGAACUUCUAUCAGGAAACUUACGGGUGAGAGUGAAUCUGGGGACAGGUGAACAAGUGCUCCUUUCUGAGCAAAGACUUCGUGUGGAUGACUUGGUUUGGCAUUUAGUGGAACUGUACUGUGUUAAGGAUAAUAUCUCUCUGGUUAUUGACAAACGCCAUGAGACGACUGGCCAGAUCACCGGUGGGAUGCACAAUUUGCAUUUUCAGCAUGGAAUCUAUGUAGCAGGCCGCGGGGGGCUUGAUGUCCCAUACCUAGAUGGAGAGCUCCCCAAUUUCCGUGGAUGUAUGGAGGAUGUGGUGUUUAACCAGAGGGAGAUCCUUACAUCCCUUAGAUCUUACCCUGGUUUUAAGAAAGUUUAUGAGGUGUCACUAGGAUGCAGUGAUGAAUUUUUUGCAGGGGAGGAUGAAGCCAUCAAUUUCUUUAGCUCCAGAUCCUAUGUCACCUUCCCAGAGUGGAGGGUGCAAGGGGACGGGCUGUUGGAAUUUGCUUUGCAGACUGCAACUCAACAAGCCUUGCUUUUAUUUCAGUCAGGUAGAGAAGGAGAUUUUGUUGCUUUGGAGAUGGUUAAAGGUUUAUUGACGGCUCAUGUAGGAAGGAAUAAGAGUGAGACUCAGCUCUCUUCUUUCCACCUAGUUAGUGACAACCAGUGGCACCGUGUUCAACUUAGAUUCACUGAAAGGUGUCUGGACCUGGUGGUGGAUGAACAGGGAGUGACGACAUUGCUGACUGUGCAAAGCAAACUGUUUGUGUCUGAAGGCCCCCUCUUCGUGGGAGGUCUUGAUAGCCACAAGGGAGAAGAAGUUAAGAGGUUAGAACUUGCCUCUGUGCCUAGGAAAUCUGCUCGAGGAAUCUCUUUCAAAGGGUGCUUAAGAGGCUUGGAAGCCAACUCAGAAAAGAGAGCAUUAAAGGAUGCCCUUGUUUCCAAAGAUAUAUCUGCUGGGUGUAAAAUGAAGAGUGGUGAUAACGAAAAUCCUUCUGUAACAACCACGGAAAAGCUGCUUCAGGCAGAAGUUCCCCUUUCCAUUGCCGACCUUGAGGCAGGCAAGCCUAUUCUUCAAGAAGCGAGUAGCUACUUCUUGGUUCUGAGUAACUUGCAGGUCCAAGAAGGUGGGCAAGCCUUACUGGAACAAAAGCAUGUGAAGGUGGAUGUGGAGUCGAAGGGCUUGGGUAUCCAUCAGUCUCAGAUACUAUUCAAAAUAAAGGAGAUGCCUAUUCAUGGGGUCCUUCAAUUAGAUGUUUCCCCUGAGCAAGAAAUGGAGAAGGCUUUCACUCUGUUAGAUUUGGGGCAAGGAAAAGUUUGGUAUGUCCAUGACGGUUCAGAAGAACCGAGGGAUUAUUUCACGUUUUCAGUCUCUUCCAACAGCACACAGGAAGUGCCGUUAUAUCUGCAAGGACACAUUUCAUAUGUGUUCAACAUUAUUGUCAUUCCAGUAAAUGAUCCCCCAAAGCUUAAGCUCCCUGAAGGAAACGUGCUUCUCGUGUUUGAGAACUCUAAGAAACGAUUGACUCCAAAUACCAUACAUGUAUCAGACCCAGACACAGAUUCCUUGAGUCUUAGUUUCUCAGUUCUUGGCAACUUCAAUUCAGAUGCUGGGUUUUUAGAAAACAUCAAUGAUCCUGGGAGAGCCAUUGAUGGUUUUACACAUGGGGAUUUAAGAGACGGCAACAUUUUCUAUGUGCACAGGGGCCAUCGGAACGCCCGGAUCCUUCUGAGAGCAAGUGAUGGGGAGCUGGUUAGCAAUACAGUGGUGUUACGGGUCAUGGCUGUUCCUUGGGACUUUGCAGUGGCCAGUAGAACCGGUGUGGUCGUACAGCAGGGUGGCACGGUGCUGAUUACGCAGAGCAACUUGUCGGUGGAGAUUAAUGGGGAACCCCCUGAGGUGGACACCCGCUAUCUUAUCACGCAUCCACCUCGGUAUGGCCAGAUUCAGUGGCAGCGGUCAAGUGGCGAGUGGAAACCAAGUGGUACCUUCUCUCAGCGUUCCAUUGAUCAGGGUCGGGUCCGGUACCGUAGUACGUACAAAGAAUUGCAGCUAGAAAAUGUUACGGAUCACUUUAAAUUUAAAGUUAACUUAGAAGGAAAAAGCAGUGAAGAGCUGAUGUUUCCUGUUACGGUACAAUGGCUGAGGUUUACCCUUCUAAAAAAUGUGCCUCUUGAGAUCGGUAAAAUAAACAGGCAUGUAUUGAAUUCUGAUCAUUUGCAGGCUGUGACAGAGGGUGUGGAGGUAGCUGAGAGGGAACUACAUUUUAAGUUACUGACCCCACCUAAGAAAGGAAAAUUGCUACUUGGCACAAAAGUUCUAAAAACAAACUCAGUCUUCAGCCAGCAAAACAUUACAGACUCUGAGAUAAGUUAUGAACCACAGGAGAAGCCCAGGGAACACUCACAAGAUACUUUUAGAUUCUUAAUGGUUGCAGAACACAUCAAAUCAAAAGAUUAUACUUUCAGAAUAAAUUUUAAAGCAGAUAAGAGGCGCAUUAUUUUAACAAACAGAGGAUUGUUUGUAAAAGAAGGAGAAGAGAGAUUAAUCACAAAAUCAGAACUCUUUGCUCAAACCUCGGACAAUCAGACUUUCCAAUAUAAAGUCACCAAGACUCCUCAACAUGGGAAGCUGAAACUGAUUCGAUCUCCAGAUCCUCUGGGAAGUCGUGACAAUAUCACCACGUUCACUGAUCAAGACAUCUUGGGUGAGCGGCUGAUGUACGUGCACGAUGACUCUGAGACCCAGCGAGAUGAAUUUCUCCUCGUGGCCUCCACUGCAGCACCAGGCCAAGAGGGAGUGGUCAGGGAUCUCGGCACGGAGCCGCUGUCUACAGAAAUCACAGUCACCAUUUCUGUGGAGUUAAAGAACGACGAGAAACCAGUGCGCGUGGUGGAUGAGGUCUUUCACGUUGUGCGGAACGGCCAGCGCUUGUUGACCCUAGCAGAUCUCUGUUACCAUGACCCCGACUCAGAUUUUGACGACGGGCAGUUGCUCUACACCCGGCGGGGCAUCCCGAAUGGGGACUUGGUGCAAGCCAGUGACCCGACUCAGAAGCUCUACCAGUUCAGGCAAGACGACCUGCGGGAAGGGCGCGUGCUCUUCAGGCAUCAGGGUGCAGGCUCGGCCCGCUUUGUGCUGUUGGUGACAGACGGCGUCCACUACGCAUCGUCCCUCCUCGAGGUAGACGUGUCAGAUCCCUACGUCCGCUUAGCUAACCACACGGGACUGCGGGUGCAGAGGGGAAAGGAUAGCAGCCUCACGACAGCCAACCUCAGUGUCACCACAAACCAAGAUGUCAGAACGGACCACGAGAUCGAAUUCCACAUCCUGCGGCCCCCAGAGCACGGCAGAGUGCUGGUCAACAGCUCAGGGUCCGGCUCAUUUUCCCUGCAUGACUUGAAGCAAGGACGUGUGAUUUAUAGACAUGACGGCAGUGGCAGCUUCGAUGUGUUCAACCUGACGGUGACCGUUAAAGAUACAUCUUUAGAAGUGGGUGUCUGUGUGCAAGUGGACUCGGAAAGCCACCAGCAUCACCCCCAAAGGCUGCACAGCAAGAGCGUUGUGGUUGAAGAAGGAAAAUCAGUCAAGCUGAGUGGAGGAAGCCUCCAGGCUGUACAUGAAGAUAGUAUUCCUCCAGAGGCAACGUUCGUUGUUAGGACUCCACCAAUGCAUGGAUACCUCCGCAGAUCUUUACCAGAGGAGGGCAGCUUGGGUGCAGGUGAAAAGUCCCCUUUGAUUUUUACACAACAGGACAUUGAUGAUGGUUAUAUCCACUAUGUACAGUCAGCUCCUGACCAACAACAGGACCGUUUUUUCCUGGAUGUGAUGAAUGGCUUCCGAGCUCUGAGUAGACUUGAAGUCUGGGUGGAUAUCGUCCCUAAGUGGAUUCCUCUGGAGGUACAGAACUUCACAGUCCAGGAAGGUGGUUCCAAAACACUUCCAGAAGACUACUUCAGAAUUCCAAGCAAACAUCUGGAGGGACUUGACUGUGAAUUUGUUCUACUCAAACCACCAAAACAUGGUUAUGUUGAAAAUUCGCAUUUUCCAAGAGUAAAGCUAAUGAAAUUUACCAGGAAACAGGUAGAAGAUGAACUGAUUUCCUAUGUUCACGGUGAUAGCAAGGAGCUGCUUGACAAUUUCACCAUCUUUGCAAAUAGCUCAGAGCUCGGAAAACAGAGUUUGCCCCAAACUCUUUUUGUGACUGUCGAAUCAGUGAACGAUGAGACUCCAGUAAUAACAGCCAAUAAAAUCCUCCAGGUGUGGGUAAAUUCUGUCACUGAGAUUACCCGUGGUGAGCUCUGUGCAGAAGAUGGGGACUCCUCCCCGCAGGACCUGGCCUACUUGGUCUCUCCACCCAGCAAUGGACAUUUGGCUCUCAAGUCCGUCCCUGGCACUAGCAUCCAGAACUUCACCCAGGCUCAAAUCAACGAGGGCCAGCUAGUGUUUGUACACACUGGAGCAAUGUCAGGAGGCUUUAAUUUUCAGGUUACUGACGGUUUGAACUUUGCACCGAGACAGAUUUUUAGCAUCACAGCUCGAGCUCUGAUCAUUACCUUAGAAGUAAACAGAGGACUGAGCAUCUUUCCAGGUUCCAUGAAGCCCCUUUCAUCUCGUGACCUGAGAGCUGUGACCAAUGACAUGGACAGUGCGGGAAACAGAACUAUAACCUUUACGGUUGUAAGUUCCCCAAGACUCGGGAGGUUGGUGCGAGUCAGUUCUGACAACAGCACAGAGGAUGUUUCCGUGUUUACGCAGAAUCUGGUCAGUGAGCAGCUGAUAUUAUACAAGCAUAUGGACUGGGAAAACACAGGCUGGACUGCAGAAGACUCUUUCACGUUCACAGUGUCCUCCCCACCAGCAGCUCUAGGCCCUGAGGAGUUUCAUAUAACUAUUUCAUAUGAAAUUAAUGAACCUGGUCGGCAGAGUCGUCUGCUUGCCAAUACAGGAGCCGUUGUCAAGGAGGGAGACAAAGUUCUCAUUGGCCAAUCUAAGUUAGAUGCUUCCAACCUCUUACUUAAAUUUCCCACAUCUCAGCGUUCUUCAUAUGAAAUUUGGUUCCAAGUUACAUCUCUUCCUUACCAUGGAACUAUUAUGGUUGGAGAGAGAAACAUUACCGAAAGAAAACCCAAUUUCUCUCAGUAUAUAGUUAAUAAAUUUGGAAUCACAUACCUUCACGAUGACUCUGAGACACUGGCUGAUAACUUUACCUUUGCCGUUUGGCCCAACCGAAAGAGCAAGUCCACCGCUAAGCCAAAGGCUGACUUUCUUGAAGAGACGUUCAACAUCACCAUCACUCCUGUAAAUGACCAGCCACCAGAAUUAAAGACGAAAGGGCUCCGGUCAAAAGUUCUGCAGGGCAACAGGUUGGUUUUAGGGCCCGAAAACCUGAAAGUGGAAGACCUAGACAGUCCUCCAGAGGAGAUCAGUUAUGUGAUCAUCGGUAAUCCUAAUAAUGGCUUUUUGGCAAUGGCUGACCAUCCGCACACACCUGUGCACCACUUCACACAAGCUGACAUUGAUAACUCUCAGGUGUGGUUCAUACAAGAUGGAAGCCCAUCCUCUGGAGUGUUCUACUUCAGUGUGACCGAUGGCCAACACCGCCCGCUCUACAAGCUCUUCCACCUGGAGGUCAUCCCCAUCUCCAUCACCCUUGUGAACCUCACUGACCUACUUUUCCCACAAGGCCAGACAACCGUCCCCAUCACCAAUGCUCACCUGUCAGCAGUGACCAAUGGGAGGAGCCCCCAGAUCACUUACAAGAUAACACGGCCCCUCCAACAUGGGCAUCUGCUCGUUGAAAACCAAGUGGUCGUCAGCUUUGGACAGGAGGAUCUAAAUUCAGGAAAGCUCUCCUACCACAUGACAAACCUCACUGCCUCAGAGGACCAGCUACGGUUCUCACUGUUCACCUCAGAGAGCAACCUGACAGGACAAACACUGCGCAUCAGGGUGCAGCCUUUACUGCGGGUUACAUCAGACCUGACAGUCGCCAACAGAGUGGCCCAUCAGCUGAGGAGAAAGGACCUUGACGCUACUGAGCUUGCUAAGAGGACUAACAGCGAUCCCAGAUUUGAAGUGACAGAGCCCCCCGUCCAUGGCAGACUCGUACGAAGAGUGGGCCGGGGCACUGCACUGGAAGAUGCUGCUCUGUUCACUCAGAGGGAGGUGGACCAAGGGCUGUUGAUGCUCAAGCCACACGCCAACCUAACGGGCACCGGCAGGCUGGAUGACUCCUUCACGUUCCUGCUCAGGGCAGACCACGUACAGCCAGCAACGGGUUGUCUGCCUUUCACCAUCGUGCCACCUGACCCCUUUCUUUUGCAGACCUCCACCCCUGAUGUUUCUCUGUUAGUCACUGCACAUGACCUUGUGACUUCAGGUCUCUCUCAGGAAAAGCUUGCGGUCUCCUCAGGGCCCGCGGCACAGACAGGAACUCCGGCGAAGCUGACCCAGACCCGAUGGCAGGAAGCAGAUCUCUGGGGACGACACCGUGGUGAAGAGCCCACUCUGGAUGUCGAGGCCUCUCCCACCAGAGCCCUUUGGCCACCCGAUGCCACCAAAGCCAGCCCUGGGGCACCCACCCAGCCCAGGGAGGGCAGUCUCCCUCCGAUGGUCAUCAUACCAUUGGCAGUGGUGGUCUUCCUGCUCAUAGUAACCGCAGUGGUCUUGUGCGUCUGGCUGCUGGGUCGGAAGGUAGAAAAGGCAAAACCUCUUAUUAAGCCCCAAAGCAACCCAGAACCCACAACCCCAGGUCCUAGGCCAGAAAGGAGCAUGACUGUUCCCAUCGUCACAGUGACGCCUCUUCUAAAAACCUCGAACGGUCCUCCAGUCAGUCUUUUCUGGGCCCCACAGUGUGAGCACUUGGAAAAAUCUCCAGUCACUGAGCCAGCGGGAAAAUGUGCUCCUUGGGAGACGUGGGUGAAUCUGGAUCCUGACGUGGUCAAGCUCUGCCGACAAACCAACCCGACACUGAAGCACCACCAGUACUGGGUGUAGACGGAGGGUGCUUGCUCCUUGCUGACCACCUACUGUGUGCCAGGUCCUGGGAGACAAAGGCAAAGAAAUACUGGUUGGAUACUGAGAAAAGCCCAGGCCUGCCAUCCCUUGGUGCUCAGCUGUAGCUGCAUGGUUAGAUGUUGGCGGGUGUUUACUGUAACUUUUGUACAGCACUCAUCGUAUGGGCUGUUCACAGUGAACUUUGUGUGCCCUCUUCUGGACCUGAUGCUCUGAGUGUACAUAAGAUGUUUGUCACCAUGUCAACCCUUUACCAAGGUGCGACAGACAGAAGGUGCUGGCCCGACUGCAGAUUAACAUGGGAGCUAGAAUUGGCGGAGGAAGGCUUUGAAUAUUUUUCACAGAGGAUUCACUCUCUCUGAGUGAUUCAGCGAGCAAGUACAAGAGCUGUUUCAGCAAGUAGAAGAGGUUGCUUUUCUCUCCCUACCCAAUUUUAACUGUUCUUUGUGGAAGCAGACGUCACAAUCUACAGAAUAAAUGGAAGCGUAGCGUAUGUGGGCCUAGAGACAACUACCCUUGUCUUAGAUCCUUGGAUGUAAGGCCACAGGCAACCGUGGCUGCCAUCCGGCCAUGGACCAAUGUUGCUGAAGAUGACUUCUCUAUCCUUCUUCCAAAAGUGAUUCUCUCCUGCAUUUCUGGAUUCCCGAAUUGUAUAUAGCCCCCGGAAGUGCUUUUUGUAUUUGACCCCUUUAUUAAGGAGGAGGAAUGAGAGUCCUAACCCAAGGUUGGCUGGAACACUGCACCACUGAGGAUUGUUCUCAGGCCUGUGCUAAGCAGUCGGGCGCUCGGAAGGAGUGGAGUGGCCGUGCUGGAGCUUACUCACAGGAAGACAAGGCUGAGGAGCAUCUUCGCAUCCAGUAAGCGGGCCUUUGCUCUCCCUCGACUGAGCAGGGAGAAUGCCUGUUCUUUCCGGAAGAGCCGGACAUACUUGGCUCUGUGGCCAUGUUGGCCUCUUCCUUGCUUCAGCUAUAAAAUCCCUGGAGUUAGGACUACCAGCCUGGCCAAAGAAAAAAGCCUGAUUCCCUUCCCCUUUUUCCUGUUAACUCUGCAACUCCAGACAAAUAAAUGUGGUGUCCAUGUUGGAAUGAGACCCACACAAAUGCUUUAAAAUGAUAAUUCACGGUGUUUGUGAGUGUACCUGCUACAGCAAGAGCCUCAGUGUGAGAUCCAGAUGUCAAGACCUCGUCAUUAAUCAUGUAAUUCAUAUAGAGCUUGGAAAGAUUUCUUCCAGAGUAUCUGGAAUAUUCUAGCUAUUUGCAUAUGGGUUCAAUUAAAAGGAAACAAUGCCUAUCAUUUGGUACUGGCUCAAAUAAAACACGAAAUAAAACAUUUUGGCAAAGGCUUGUUUGGUGUUGGAAAUUGAAAAUCAAU